AUGACGGUGACGUUGUCCCCAUACGCCGAAACCGAUUUUCCACACUCUAGAUCUCACGGGAUGCCUCUCUUAGCCUCCAAUUUCCGCAGCAAUGGUGCGAAGGGUAAAGUAUUCACACCUCCAAUUAAAUAUCAACGUAACACAUAUUCACAGCUGGAAUUCAUCUUUAGAAUUGAUAUAUUUGAUGUUAUAAGUACGAAAUAUAGAAUUAUCUCAUUUUUCUUGGACAAGUCAUUGCUUCAAGUCAUUGAAGCCGAUCCAAUGCAAACUGCACGUCAACUUGCGGCACAGUUUGGCGCCUUCCAUGUCAUGAUCAUCAACAAUCUGCAUCGUCUCGGCAAGGUCAGCAAGCUUGGAAAAUGGGUGCCACAUGAAUUGACUGAAGCGAACAAACAAGCACGUGUCACUGCCUGUCAAAGUCUGCUCUGGCGAAGCGAGAUAUUCGAUUGCUUGGAGUCAGUAAUCACUAUGGAUGAAAAGUGGGUUCUGUACUCCAGCGUGAGGCGCAUACGAUCCUGGUGUAGCAAACGUCAACAGCCAGAACCUUCGCGAAAAGGACCGCUUGUGCAAGAGAAAGUUAUGAUCUCAGUUUGGUGGGAUUGCCGUGGUGUGAUCAUGUUGGAUCUUCUCCCACGCAAUACCACCGUUAACAAGAAUGUCUACUGCGAACAAAUCGACCGUCUAAAGAUCGCGCUGUUCGAAAAACGCUAA
This is a messenger RNA of Octopus bimaculoides (California two-spot octopus), 711 nucleotides long. Its product is annotated as histone-lysine N-methyltransferase SETMAR-like. The record is from RefSeq and is a predicted model, not a curated record. Lineage: Eukaryota; Metazoa; Mollusca; Cephalopoda; Octopoda; Octopodidae.